Molecule: messenger RNA, 1329 nt
Organism: Brettanomyces bruxellensis
Lineage: Eukaryota; Fungi; Ascomycota; Pichiomycetes; Pichiales; Pichiaceae
Exons: 1
Coding region: 1-1329 (442 amino acids)
Biological process (GO): pyrimidine ribonucleotide biosynthetic process; 'de novo' pyrimidine nucleobase biosynthetic process
Cellular component (GO): mitochondrial inner membrane; cytoplasm
Molecular function (GO): dihydroorotate dehydrogenase activity
Source: RefSeq, a predicted model, not a curated record
AUGUCUUUCAACAGCUUCCGUUCGUUGUUCCAGCGUUACUCUGGUAAACAGUUUGCACAGUUCACCAGAAAUAUGUCACAAACUGCAAAGAAGCAUUUUCCAAAGCCUGUUGCUCGUGCAGGCGUCUCUGGAGGUGCUUUGUUAGCCCUUGGUAUUCUUGGUGUCGGAGCAUACUCAUUGGAUGCACGUUCUGCAAUAAACGAGUAUGUCUGGUGCCCUCUCUUCAGAUGGUGCACUACUGCUGAGCAGGGACAUCAUUUGGGAAUUGCUUUGCUUAAGUACGGAAUCUUUCCACGUGCUUUUGGUGACCACGAUGAUCCAAUUCUUCGUGUUGAUCUUUUUGGAAGAACAUUGGCUAAUCCUAUCGGUAUGGCUGCCGGUUUUGACAAGCAGGCUGAGGCCAUGGAUGCCCUUUACGAUCUUGGCUUUGGUAUUGUUGAAGUGGGAACUAUUACCCCUGAGCCCCAGUUUGGUAACCCAAGGCCACGUUUCUUCAGACUUAACGCUGAUGAAACUGUGAUCAACAGAUACGGUUUGAACUCUGAUGGUAGACUAACUAUUCUUUCCAGGCUUAGAGUUCGUCUAGAAAAGUAUUUGAAGAAGUCUAAUGCAUGCAAGACCAAUAACUCGUUCAGAGAGGGUAAAUCUUUGUUUGUUAACAUUGGUAAGAACAGAAAUGGUGACACUAUCGAUGAUUAUCUAGUUGGUGUUGACACCUUUGCUCCUUAUGCCGAUGCCCUUGUUCUUAAUGUUUCUUGCCCAAGUGCUCCAGGUGUUCGUGAUCUCCAGGAAAAGGAUGUUCUUUUGGAGUUGCUUACAAAAGUUCGUGAGGAGAGAGAUAAGGUUGGUGCAAAUGUGAUUGAUCCAGCAAGAAAACCUCCUAUCAUUGUCAAGGUUGCUCCAGAUCUAUCCGAAAAAGAGAUUGCAGACAUUGCCGAUGUUGCAAAGAAAUCUAAGAUUGACGGUAUCCUCAUGUCAAACACUACUACUGCUAGACCAGCUUCUUUGAUCACCAAGGGACCUGUUGUUCAGGAGAAGGGUGGAUUGUCUGGACGUGCAAUGAGAGAUAUUUCCUUGAAGGCUUUCCGUACUUUGAGAAAAUACACAAAGGACUCCGAUUUGGUUUUGAUCGGAUGUGGUGGUAUUUUCACAGGUAAGGAUGCUAUUGCAUUCGCCAAAGCUGGUGCAAGUGCAAUCGAGUUGUACACUUCGUUUGCUUACAGAGGACCAGGAAUCCCAGACAAGAUCAAAGAUGAGAUUGUUCAGGAAUUGAAAAAAGAGGGAAAAACCUGGAUGGAAAUUGUCGGUUCAGAUGACGAGAAGAAUUAG